AAUAACUGAUUUACUAUUACCCCGCUUGAACUUAUUCGAAGCAGACGAUUCUUCGCCAUUUUGUCAAAAAAGCUAGACGUAAUAAUAAACAGUACGAAACUAUAAAAAUGUCAGCUAUAAGAACAGUUUUACGAAAUUUUACAAGAUCUUUCAAAACUACUACUGUAAGAAAAAGUGAAGAUCAUGGACCGGAAGGUUACCCUGGUGCUAAUCUUCCAAUAAAUAUCCAAAAUAGAUAUGUGUUAACUGCAACUUUCAUUCUUUUCUUUGGAAGUGGAUUAUCUCUUCCUUUCUUAGUUCUUCGUUAUCACUUGCUGAAGUAAUAUGUAUUGGAAUAUUAAUAUUAGUAAACUAAUCUAAUAUUGUUGCAGAAAAUAUAAUAUGUAAUAUAAUAAUAAAAUAUAAUAAAAAACUAAA
Apis mellifera (honey bee) is the source of this 417-nucleotide messenger RNA. It is a transcript of the gene COX7C, whose product is annotated as cytochrome c oxidase subunit 7C, mitochondrial. NCBI's taxonomy places the organism in Eukaryota, Metazoa, Arthropoda, Insecta, Hymenoptera, Apidae. Gene Ontology annotation, biological process: mitochondrial electron transport, cytochrome c to oxygen. The transcript is spliced from 3 exons. The coding region runs from base 108 to 323 and encodes 71 amino acids. The record is from RefSeq and is a predicted model, not a curated record.